Messenger RNA from Chrysemys picta bellii (western painted turtle), 2225 nucleotides. Lineage: Eukaryota; Metazoa; Chordata; Testudines; Emydidae. The record is from RefSeq and is a predicted model, not a curated record.
GAGUAGGGGUUUGAAGAUAUUUUGAGGCAGGGGAUUUCUCCUACUAUAUGAUUGUACGGUGUUUAACACAAUGGGAACCCAUUCCUGUUUGGAGAAUCUGGGUGCUGCUAUAAUACUACAAAUAGUAAUAACAAAAGAAGCCCAUAAUUUGUAAUAUACAAUACAUGUAUCCCAACUAUUGUAUAAAAAAGGAUACUGUAUAAUGUGACUUUGUUGAUGAGGACAGAUGCUACAGAAAAGUUAUAUCAAUGACAUUUGGGAGCAAGUUUUGAUAAAAUCAGCAGAGACUGAUCGAUCUUGAUUGUAGCUCUGGUAUUCUGUUUCUAACCGUUGAUAUUUAUAAUGAAGUAAUAUUGCUUCAUAGUCUUUAUAGUAAUACUGUUUACCUGAACAAAACUAAGUUGUGAUUUAUUACUCUGAUUAUUAUUUAUUAUUUCAUUGGGAAGAACCGGUGUUCCUAAUUGCAUUCCUAUCAUGUUUUGCAGACUUGGAUUCUAGAAAGUUUCUCUCAAAAACUAGAUCAUCUGUAUACUCAGCACUCUUUGACACUGCAGGAACUUCAGAGGAUCAGACUGAAUAUGGAAAAAGUGCAAGAGAUUGUGAAUUUACAGAUGGAUUUUCCUCAGGAAAAAGCAUUAGUUACAGCAGAAAAGGUAGUUGACGAGGUGGAGGAACAUGAACAUUUGCUGCAAAAAGAAUUUCUGUGGAAAGCACAGGCCAUGCUGGAAAUGGCAAAGCAGUCCUUACAUAAACGAGAGAGAGAGGUAGCUGAACUUCUACAAAGCGAGAGUGGACACAAUGAAACAAUGAAACCUCAAAUCACAGUUACAACAUUACUAAAAACUCUUGUGAGCAAGGUCCACACUAUAUAUUGUGAUGUACCUGAGGCACAACAAUGCAUCAAUCAGCUUAUUGAGAAGAAUGAUGCUGAAAGGGCUGAUCGGAAAGAAGAAUUUAAUAAUGCGCAGGCUGACAUCCUGUCCUAUAAAGUUAUUUAUGGAAAUAAACCUACGGAUUACAAAAGGGAACAGUUUUCAGUGAAGCUUUCCAGAAAUCUUGUGACUGCAAAGUCUGAAUUAGAAUAUGCUGAAACAGAGAAGAUUGCAUUGGAUUGCAUCCAAAAGGGGGAAAUCCCAGACUGGAUUAGCAAACAUUCUCCAUAUUUAACCUUGACAGAUUCUGACGAAAAAAAGUAUGCUGAUGAGAAAAGCCACCUUCCAGAUGAAGCCAUGCAAACACUCAACAGAAAAUCACAGGAUGUGGAUGAGACAAAGGAGCAGCAAGGGAUGUACCAGCUUUGGGCAGAGACCCCCAUCACAGAUCAGGGGGUGUUGUGUGGAAAGGGUGGAGCAGAGAAGCACAUUAUGAAAGAGCCCUGGAGCGAAAACUGAUUGACAGAGUGGGCAAAACUUUCAAAAGCACUUAAAUGAUGCAGAAGCCUAAGUCCCAUUGGCUUUCAAUGGGACUUGGUUCCUCAGUCACUUGGGUGCUUUUGGAAUUGUGACCCCAAGUUUAGAAGCAUUCUAAUAUAAUUUUUAAAAAUCUGGCUGAACCCGCAAUGGGAUUGGAUGGAUGGGACCCCUUGUGCCCCCCCAGAACCCCAUUAACUUAACAGGGUCUGUGAGGGAUCAAAGGGAUGCACCCACACUAAUCACAUCGCAGCAUCAGGACCUAAAGUAUGUCACAUUCCUACUUUCAUUAACAGGAAUAGAGCUGGUCAGAAAAUGACUUGUUUGCAAAAAUAAAUGUCCACUCUUCAGCAAAAUGAUAGAAAUUUUCCCACCAACACUAAAGCUGGUUGAAACUCUAGAGAAAAUGUUUGCAAUUUUCUAUUUGUUUGUUUUUAAAGAAAUUGUGUACAAUGAAACAUUUCCAGUCAGCUCUAAACAAGAAAAUUGAGUUUUACAAAUGGUUCAUCACUUUAUUAUUUUUGUUAGUGAAAGAAAACCACAGUUCUGACUGCUUUCCAACAAUUUUUGGACAUACAAAUAAAAAUAUUUUAAAUGUUUGUAUUUAGAAAAGUUUGUCUAAAUAUUGAUAGUUCCAUUUGAGUUUAAAUUCAUGUUGGUUUUGGCUCCUUUCUGUGUAAAUGUGACUGAGUGCAGCAUGACUGGGAAAUGAAGCCAGGCAUGGUAGAUAGCUAUCCAGUACUAAUAUACAUGCAUGUAUUUCUCCAUUGUUUUAAAUGUCCUCUUUUCCCCCUGGCCUGUAAUAUUCCAGAGUAA